This is a messenger RNA of Penicillium samsonianum, 429 nucleotides long. RefSeq names its product Ethanolamine utilization EutQ. The transcript has 4 exons. NCBI's taxonomy places the organism in Eukaryota, Fungi, Ascomycota, Eurotiomycetes, Eurotiales, Aspergillaceae. The coding region runs from base 1 to 429 and encodes 142 amino acids. The record is from RefSeq and is a predicted model, not a curated record.
AUGAUUGUCAACAUCGUUCCUCUUACCGUCAUCAAAGGCGCCGGCCACGAGUUCAUCCCCCUCCCUCAGGGCGAGAACGCAACCACUGCCGACUUCCACUCCAUCCGCACCAAGACUGAAUCCCCUGCACACUUCACUUCGGGGUUCUAUAAGAUCGAGGCUGGACCUGAAAGACCCGCGAGUUACAAUUUUGAGGAAACGAAGUAUGUUCUCAAUGGUCAGAUCGAUGUUUUGGACGAGGCUACGGGGGUCACCCACCACCUAGUCCAGGGAGAUUUUGCCUUUUUCCAUGUUGGAUCCAAGGUCAAGUUCUCGACUAAGUCACAAGGGCUUGCCUUCUACGCCGUUACUCGACCCAUUCGAUCCCCCCCCCCCCUAACCUUAAAGGUCGGGAGGAAGACAAGGCUAAGUUGUAAGGAGUUGGUCUAG